Spirometra erinaceieuropaei is the source of this 825-nucleotide messenger RNA. The record is from the annotation of a GenBank genome assembly. Lineage: Eukaryota; Metazoa; Platyhelminthes; Cestoda; Diphyllobothriidea; Diphyllobothriidae.
AUGUGGCGUCAAGGUGAAGUCCCGCAAGAUUUCAUGGACGCAACAGUCGUGCAUCUAUACAAGCGAAAAGGAAAUCGCCAAGUCUGCUACAAUCACCGUGGCAUCUCCUUGCUGAACAUCGCCGGGAAGAUCUUCGCUCGCAUCUAUCUCAACCGCCUCAAUAAUCAUCUGGAACAGGGCCUUCUGCCGGAAAGCCAAUGCGGAUUCCGUCGUCAUCGUGGGACCACGGAUAUGAUCUUCGCCGCCCGCCUACUUCAGGAGAAGUGUCAGGAGAUGCGGACCCACCUGUACUCUACCUUCGUGGACCUGACGAAAGCCUUUGACACGGUGAAUCGUGAAGGACUGUGGAAGAUCAUGCAGAAAUUCGGCUGUCCGGAGCGAUUCACUCAGAUGGUGCGUCAGCUGCACGACGGUAUGAUGGCGCGAGUCACGGACAAGGGAGCUGUCUCAGAGGCAUUCGCACUGACCAACGGAGUGAAGCAGGCAUGCGUACUGACACCUACCCCGAAGUCCUUCCUGAAGCGCCUGAAAAUCAACACGGCUCGCAAUCGAGCGACCGACCUGGAGGAGGACAGUGAAGACAGGCGCUGCGAUCUACGAAGCCAAUCGCAUCGCUGCGGCCAAGGCGAAACGCGAAGCCCGCAAAUCCCAACUUCGUCCAGUACGCAUCGCCGUCGCCCAACCGCUUCCAACGUGUCCUCGAUGUCAACGGACAUUCCGGGCUCGAAUCGGACUUGUUGGACACCUUCGGAUCAACUGCGCCUCUCGAACUGCGCCAACCAUCGUUCCCCCGCCCGCCUCUUCCUCCCCUCCGUCGCCAACUAA